This is a messenger RNA of Glycine soja, 708 nucleotides long. RefSeq lists its product as uncharacterized. The record is from RefSeq and is a predicted model, not a curated record. The transcript has 2 exons. Bases 1 to 708 code for a protein of 235 amino acids. Lineage: Eukaryota; Viridiplantae; Streptophyta; Magnoliopsida; Fabales; Fabaceae.
AUGGAUUGUAGGGCCCUCUUCCUCAUUCACCAGUGUGUGGAUCCUCAAAACUUUGCCAAGAUUGUCUCGGCUACAUCAGCCAAGCAAGCUUGGGACAUUCUUGCAAAGGUUUAUGCUGGGUUAGAAAGGUUGAAGAGAGUUAAGAUGCAAACCUUGAAGUGUCAAUUCGAGCUACUACAUAUGAAUGAGAAAGAAGGUAUAGUAGAAUAUCUAAAUUGUGUGUUGGGCCUAUCAAAUCAGAUGAUGGCUUGUGGUGAAAACUUGAAGUAUCAAGAUCUUGUAGAAAAGGUUUUAAGAACCUUGAGCUCAAGAUUUGAUUAUGUGGUUGCUGCUAUAAAAGAAUCUAAGGAUUUUACAGAAAUGAAAUUGGAUGAGCUUCAAUGCUCUCUUGAAGCACAUGAGCAACAAAUCAAAGAGAGGGAAACAUAUAGGUCAUAUGAACAAGCCUUACUUACUAAGAGUGGGAGAAGAUACAAAAAUGGCUCAGGCAGUAGUAAAGGGAAGGUCAAAUCGAAAAGCCACAAAUUGAAAGGAACAAGAGAGGAUGGCAUUGAUGAUUCAAGUGCUGAUGAAACCAAUCAUGAUGAGAGUGGGUCACAAUUAAGGCAAAUGGGUUUUCUUCAUAGUGGUAAGAGUGAUAAGGCUACCAACACUGAAUGGUACUUGGAUACAGGGUGCUCAAACCACAUGAUUGGGAAGAAGGACUGA